CAGGAGAAGCUCUAUCCUUACCUAAUGCUCUCUAUCAUCUAUCAGGAGACGCUCUGCUCCGGUCCCCCGCUCUUUAUUGUCAGGCAGGAGACGCUCUGUCUCGCUCUGCUGGUCCAGACUCCAGAGUCCAGUGGGUGACGUCAGAGAGCAAGAUGUCUGAGGAGAAUAUUUUCCUGUUUGUGCCCAACUUGAUCGGCUAUGCCCGGAUACUCUUCGCCUUCGUGGCGUUUUACUUCAUGCCCAGCUCCCCCAUGGUGGCCUCCUCCUUCUACCUGCUCAGCGGCCUCCUGGACGCCUUCGAUGGCCACGCGGCUCGGGCUCUGAACCAAGGAACCAAGUUUGGAGCCAUGCUGGACAUGCUGACCGAUCGCUGUGCGACAAUGUGUCUCCUGGUCAACCUGUCCCUCCUCUACCCAUCGUACACGCUGCUAUUCCAGCUCAGCAUGAGCCUAGACAUCGCCAGCCACUGGCUGCACCUGCACAGCUCAAUCCUGAAAGGCAGCGACAGCCACAAAACCAUUGACCUGUCCGGUAAUCCUAUGCUGCGGCUGUAUUAUACCUCGCGGCCCGUCCUGUUCCUGAUGUGCGCUGGGAAUGAACUCUUCUACUGCAUGUUAUACCUUCUGCACUUCUCCGAGGGGCCAGCAGUCACGCUGGGCCCCUUGGGAGUCAUUGGGCUUUUCCGCCUCCUCCUCUGGCUCUGCUGUCCGGUCUCGCUGCUUAAAUCUCUCAUCAGCCUCCUCCACCUGGUCACUGCCUCCUGCAAUAUGGCUGCCUUGGACUGCGCGGAGCGCUCCAAGAAGAAAUGAUCCAUUCAGGGAAGUUUACAGAGAAACAUUUGAUAAUACUGACAUAAUUUAUUACCUAGAUAUAUAUAUUGUAUCUUAUACUGUAUCCUGCAAUCACCCCAAGAGCACUCGCUGUGGCUGCUAUCUCGCGGCCAGAGCCCGUACUGUAUUACUCUCCCCUCUUGAAGUGUUAAAGUCGUAUUUAUCACCACCUAGUGGUUGCAUCAGGUAUUUCCUGAAUGGUGCAGUCACAAAACCAGUAUAUUAAUGCAUUGGAGAUGAUGACAGUCUUCUUAUGGGGUUGACGCAAUGAAUUGCUGCAUUUGGAAUGUGUUGAUCGCUUAUCCGAACACUAAAAUGUUUAAAAAUAAUUUUGGGGAUCCAUUUUUUUUGUUUGUUUGUUUUUUUAGAAAGAUGCACUUAUGUUUUUUUAAAGUGAAAUUGUUUUUAAUUUUCAGAUGAUGUGUCGUGUACCUAUAUCAUUUAGGGAUCAGCCUCUUCUGUUUCUUUUCUUUAUUCUAUUUACAUUUUUUUUUUCUUUUUUAUGUGGUUAUUACGCCAUAGAUUAUAAAUCCCGGUAGACCUUCGGCACAGUGAAUUUUUUCUGGCUCCUUCCGGCUUAGGCCCACAUGGCUGGUAUUAAGUGUAGACCGUUUACACAGGAAGCCGUGAGCGCAUUGGUUAUAGAUAAAGGAGACUGGCGGCCGGUCUGCCAUCAAUUCCUGCUGCCGCCGCCAUAUUGGCAGGAGGUGUCGCUGCAUAAAGUCGUUUUUUGCAAGGGGACUCAAAUGAUAAAGCAGCACAAUAUAGUCUGUGGGGUCUGUAGCUAUGUGACGGUCUUCAGGGCCUCAUUCCUACACUGCGUUACGUAGCUACCUCUCCAUCGGGGUCUGUAGCAGCUGCAGGUUUUAUUUUAUUCUGCUAAUUAUUGGACCAGAUGUGUAAAUUGAGGGAUUUACAUGAACCAAUCACAGCUCCGGCAUCUAUUACAGACGUACACACACAGAGAAAUAUACGAUGCGCUCCCAGAGAUGGAUAUAUCCUAUACUGUAGUGAAGUAAAAACAAAUAGGUGUCUGUGUGUGUAGGCGUGUAGGGGAUAACGCACCAGGUGUAUGGUAUAGAAUACUUCUGUUACAGCUAGUAGCAGAGUAUCUUGUUCGUUUCCACCUGCAGAGCGUUGCACAUCUAUCUCUGUGUACCAUUCCUCCUGUAACUGUACAUUGUAAUAAAGGUUUCUAAUUGCCA
Pseudophryne corroboree (corroboree frog) is the source of this 2035-nucleotide messenger RNA. It is a transcript of the gene CDIPT, whose product is annotated as CDP-diacylglycerol--inositol 3-phosphatidyltransferase. The record is from RefSeq and is a predicted model, not a curated record. Gene Ontology annotation, molecular function: CDP-diacylglycerol-inositol 3-phosphatidyltransferase activity. Gene Ontology annotation, biological process: phosphatidylinositol biosynthetic process. The coding region runs from base 153 to 809 and encodes 218 amino acids. Lineage: Eukaryota; Metazoa; Chordata; Amphibia; Anura; Myobatrachidae. The transcript has 6 exons. Gene Ontology annotation, cellular component: membrane; Golgi apparatus.